AUGUCUUCUAUAACCGACUUAACAGAGCGUCUUCUGGAGAAGAUCGUCAAGCUUCUCUGCUCGCACUGCCAUCCUCCGCCUCCAUCACAAACCUACUGGGGCAUGUACUGCAACGACAGCUGCCCGAUCGGAAAGCCCGAGCAUGGGAGACGCAUGGCUCUCGCCAACCUCUGCCUGACGAAUAAACGGCUCAACUCCGCCGCCACGCCGAUCUUGUAUCAUCGAUUCCACCGGAGGGACGAGAUCGCGUUUGCGAAAACCCUCUUCAAAUGGCGCCCCGAUCUCGCACAGCAUGUCAGGUCGCUCCACCUCGGCGCGGACGACGAGCUCACCUUUGGACAGUCCAAAGACGGGGAACUAGUACUCAGAGAAAUAACGAACCAACUCCAUCAUUUGCGCAUAUCACAAAACGACGAAGGCAAGGAGGAGGAUGGACCGAUGCUACUGAGCCUGCUCAUCGGCAGGUGCACGAACAUCGAGGAUCUCUGUCUCACCGUCAGCUGGGACGGCAACCCGGUCCCGUUCUGUCCCCCGGGAUCGCUCCCGAAGUUGGAGACGCUGUCCCUCUCGCACUGGGACGACGAGGGCGGUUUCGAUCUCGCGUUCGCGACGGAGAUCUUCCUCGCCGCACCAAACAUCACAUCGAUAUUUGCCUACGCCGUGACUGAAGUCGGCGGAGGCUUGAAGAUGGCAAACGUCACGGAAGUUACCCUCCGCAACAGCUUCCUCCAAGCCGACGCCUUCAACCGUCUUCUCAGACAGCUGCCGAGCUUGGAGAAACUGACGUAUUAUGUUGGAGACGCCAUCAUGGACGGGGAGGCACCUCCAAGGGCGCGCGAUAUGCAGGACGCCAUUCUGGAGCAUGCUCCGAGGUUGAAGUUCCUGAAGCUCUUGAUGCUCGAAGACGACAAUGAGUACCGUCGAAGCGAUGGUAUUGUCGACGAAGACAUGAUGAGGUCGCUGAGGGGGUUGAAGCAGCUGCAAGAGCUGCGGCUGGACGCGCAGUAUCUUGUGGUCCCCCGUUACGAGGAAGACGAGACGGACAUGGGACCUCGGACGUUGGUGGACAUAUUGCCGCAUUCGAUCCAGCUCGUAGGAAUCGAGUGCGGUGACUACACUUGUAGCACGAGGACUCUGCUGCCCGCAAUACUGGGACUUGGGAAGGUUUGUAAAGUUGAGUUCCCGCACUUGAGAUCGUUUCGCGUGUCAGGUCUAGACGGGUUGGAAGAGGCAAGGGAGAUAUUUGAGAGCAGUGGAGUUGAGUUCAUUACUGAGUAUGUCUAA
Molecule: messenger RNA, 1284 nt
Organism: Colletotrichum karsti
Lineage: Eukaryota; Fungi; Ascomycota; Sordariomycetes; Glomerellales; Glomerellaceae
Exons: 1
Coding region: 1-1284 (427 amino acids)
Source: RefSeq, a predicted model, not a curated record